This is a messenger RNA of Scomber japonicus (chub mackerel), 2296 nucleotides long. RefSeq names its product matrix metallopeptidase 19 (gene mmp19). Gene Ontology annotation, molecular function: zinc ion binding; metalloendopeptidase activity. Gene Ontology annotation, cellular component: extracellular matrix. Lineage: Eukaryota; Metazoa; Chordata; Actinopteri; Scombriformes; Scombridae. Gene Ontology annotation, biological process: proteolysis; extracellular matrix organization; collagen catabolic process. The coding region runs from base 69 to 1484 and encodes 471 amino acids. The record is from RefSeq and is a predicted model, not a curated record. The transcript is spliced from 9 exons.
UGAGCACUUCCCAAGCUCCAAGCAUCAGCCAAGGAUAUUCAGUGCAGGAUCUGUGGAUAAACGUGGAGAUGAACUACACAGGGCUGCUGGUGCUGCUUUUGGUGCUCAGUCUCAGUGGCUCAUUUUGUGUAGUGGUUCAGUGGGCAGAGUUAGAUGAAGCAACGGCCUAUUUAAAGAAGUAUGGCUACCUGAGUGAACUUGCUGAUGAUCCACAUGAAUCUCAUUUACUGGAAGAGAUCAUUGAAGCUCUCAGGGUUUUCCAGAGGGUGAAUGACCUGCCACCUACUGGAGAAUUAGAUGAAUCCACCAUGGAUGUGAUGAAGCAGCCCCGCUGUGGCAUUGAGGACCCCUUCAACAAGAGACAACAUAAAUACAGAUUGCUUGGUCAUUGGAGAAAGCGAGCUCUGACCUACCGUAUCUACAACUACACACCUGAUAUGAAGAAGUCAGAGGUGAUGGCAGCCAUCCGGUCUGCCUUCAAGUACUGGUCUGAUGUGGCUGCUUUGACCUUCAGAGAGGUCAACUAUGGCAGAGCGGACAUAAGAAUUUCCUUCCAUAAGAAAGAUGGCUGCCCUCACCCAUUUGAUGGCCCUGGUCAUGUGCUGGCCCAUGCUGAGUCACCAGAAUCUGGUAUUGUCCAUUUUGAUGAGGAUGAGCGGUGGACAGAGGGACAUUAUUAUGGAACUAAUCUGCGUAUUGUAGCUGCCCAUGAGAUCGGCCACGCCCUUGGCUUGGGUCACUCUCAGUUCAGAAGCGCUUUGAUGGCACCGGUCUACAGUGGUUACCGUGUCAACUUUAAGCUGCAUUCAGAUGAUGUGCGAGGCAUCCAGAUGCUUUAUGGCAAACGCAUCAGCAGCACUUCAGCCAGUCCAACAACCCUAGACAGCCUCUUCCCCACAGAAAACAGCCCCGAGGAAAUUCCUGACCCCUGCACUGCGUCACUGGAUGCGAUCAUGUUGGGCCCGUGGAGGAAAACCUAUGCUUUCAGAGGAGAUUACGUGUGGACCGUCUCAGAUCUGGGACACAACAAACCAAUAAGGAUUGACAAGCUGUGGAAGGAACUCCCCGGAAACCUGAGUGCAGCUGUGCACUCACCAAGGACAGACAAGACAUACUUUUUUAAAGGCAGUAAAGUGUGGAGAUAUACCACCUUCACGCUGGACUACGGCUACCCCAAAGAAGUGAAACGAAUCCCUCCUAAUAUUGAUGCAGCCUUGUACUUGAAGAAGAACAAGAAGCUGGUCUUUAUCAAGGGUUCAGAGCACUGGCAGUGGGAUGAGAUGAAGUUCACUAGCAUGAAUAUCUACCCCAAACCACUCUCCAUGCUGUUCACUGGAGUGCCAUCCAGUCCUGAUGCAGCUUUCACUUGGACCAACGACAAGAUCUUCUUCUUCAAGGGAGAUGACUACUGGCGCGUGAACGAGCUGCUCAGCGUAGACAAAGGAUACCCACUGAGCAAGAAAGAGCGCUGGAUGCGAUGCUAAGAAUCCACCAUCAGGGGGCAGCAGAUACCAAGAGGUCUACAGCAGGGGUGCUGGUUCCACUCCUGGGGCAUUCACAACCAUGCAACCUCAACAGCAUUGAUAACUGAUAAUAGUGAAUUAUCAUCUAAAACAAUUAAAACUUGUGUUGAUUGCUUUUUUUCCCCACUGGAUCUUAUUUUGGCCAAGCUACUCCUCUGGUACAAAACUGGCUGAUUUUUAUAUUGUGAGGCUUGAGCCCAAAUGUGUAUUUUUGUGAGUAUUAUGUAAGCUUUUGUAUGAUCUCAGGGAGAAAUCAAGGGAGGCCUUCUGUUUUUCUCUCUAACAUAUGUGUUGGAUUAUAUGUUGUAAUACUUUCAGUAAGAUGUAAUGUGAUGAUGGGAGUGUGCACGUUCUCUUCAGAGUUUUACAUGUUGUGGAACCAAAACACUGCUUAGGUGUGUUCAGUGUUUUUAAAUUAGUGAUACCCAAUGCUUAUGAAUCACACUGGUUUGUGAGAAAACAUGUGUAACAUCUGUCUUCUGGUUUUGUAAGUGAAAAUCUUACAUUAACGUCAGCAGCAAAAUUACUUUACUGAUCAAAAUGCCCUGUCACCCGAAAAAGCAUUGGAAGUAAUGUUCAGUAAUGAUGAAAGGCCUGUCUGUCCUUCAUUGUGUUUGUCUGCUAAAAAAAACCUUUGGAAGCGCCAUGGCAACCCUGACCAAUUGCAGAGAAGGAAAUCCUCCCCAUGACCUCUUUAUUGCCUAUGAAAAAUCUGGUGAGUAAUGCUGCCAGUGUUGCUAAGAGCCCAAAGAGACAAACAGUGCAACUGAUCU